UAACAAUGUUAAUGGGUCGACAUCGUGGUUUACUUGCAUCAAUGACAGAUCAAGAAGCUAUUGAACAUAGUGCUGCUGAUUUACUUAAUCGACGACGUGAAGAAAUUAUUUUUGCAUAUCAACAACAAACAUUAGAUACUAAUAAUGUUAAUCGAACGACAUCUGAGGAAGCAACUACACAAUUUUAA
Rotaria sp. Silwood1 is the source of this 188-nucleotide messenger RNA. The record is from the annotation of a GenBank genome assembly. Lineage: Eukaryota; Metazoa; Rotifera; Eurotatoria; Philodinida; Philodinidae.